Molecule: messenger RNA, 1146 nt
Organism: Saxophila tyrrhenica
Lineage: Eukaryota; Fungi; Ascomycota; Dothideomycetes; Mycosphaerellales; Extremaceae
Exons: 5
Coding region: 1-1146 (381 amino acids)
Biological process (GO): mRNA splicing, via spliceosome
Cellular component (GO): U2 snRNP; U2-type spliceosomal complex
Molecular function (GO): RNA binding
Source: RefSeq, a predicted model, not a curated record
AUGGCGACGAGUGGAAGCAAGCGCAAACCGUUCCCAAACGAUCCGGAGAACUUCUGGGACGACACGCGCAUCUCGCUCGACCAGGCCACCCGCGGGUACAGGCUCGAAGACGAAUUCGGCGAAGAAUGGGAGUGGCUCGACGCGGUCAAGAAAUGGAGACCUGUGACGGAUGAAGCACUGUUCAAGCAGCAGCAACAGGCCUAUGGUGCGCAGGAUGUCGAAGACGAUGAGCCGGAGAAGGGUCCGAAGAAGCGCAAGGCCGCCGACGCUGAAGGGGGCAACGGCAAAACCAAGAAGCCCAAGGCUGAAGGCAAUCGCCCAGAGCGCAACAACGCAAUCUACGUCACCUCUCUUCCUGACGAUGUCACGAUUGAUGAGCUCAAGCAAGUCUUCUCCCGCUAUGGGGUCAUCUCCGAGAGCGCCGACACUGGGCAGCCGCGGAUCAAGCUCUACCUCGACGAUCAGGGCAAGCCCAAGGGUGAUGCUCUGGUUGUGUACUUCCGCCCUGAGUCUGUGCGCCUGGCCAUCGACAUGCUGGACGAGACUGACUUCCGCCUCGGCCUGCCCCUUGCCUCUGGACCAAUGCGCAUUCAGGAGGCCGAGAGUAGCUACAAGAACCAGAAGGAGCAGCCGCUAAAGAGCGAGCAGGCGAAGAAGAAGGGUACGGGCGCUAACAAGGACCGCGAGAAGCUCAUCAAGAAGAAUCAGGAGCUCAACAGCCGUCUCGCCGACUGGGACGAUGACGACCCCCAAACCAUCCCGGAGACAUCGAGCCGCUGGGACAAGGUCGUCGUCCUCAAGCACAUGUUCAUCCCAAGGGAGCUCGCCAAUGAUCCAACGGCCAUUCUCGACAUCAAGGAAGACAUCCGCGAAGAGUGUGAGAAGCUGGGUACCGUCACCAACGUUGUGCUCUACGACAAAGAGGAAGACGGCACUGUCACCGUGCGCUUCUCCAACGACACCGCUGCCAAGGAUGCUGUCAAGGAGUUCAACGGGCGCACUUUCGAUGGCAGAACCGUGUGGGCUUACAUCUACGACGGCAAGGAGAAGUUCUACAAGAGCAAGAAGCAGGAGGAGGAUGACGACAAGGACGAAGGGAAGCGUCUGGAGAGCUUCAGCAACUUCAUCGAGGGCAAGGAGUCCUGA